This is a messenger RNA of Periconia digitata, 441 nucleotides long. The record is from the annotation of a GenBank genome assembly. NCBI's taxonomy places the organism in Eukaryota, Fungi, Ascomycota, Dothideomycetes, Pleosporales, Periconiaceae.
ACGAUGCGUUCGCAUGGGGGGAGGUGAAGCACUCCGUGAAAGCGUGUUGACACAUGUGGUGUUGGCCUCCAUCGCGUUCGCACGUGCUGCAAAGUUAUGGAUUGCCGCCGCCGCCCGUUGGCCGAACAAGCCACUCCCGCUCAUGCCAAGCCCGUCGAUGCGCGUGCUUGACCAUUGCUGCACGACAUCAUCCUGACCCUGCACAUCCUUUACACAUAUUACCCAUGACUCUUUGUGCUGUUCAUGUCAACCAUUUUCUUGUUAAUUUGCUUGUUGCCGUGUACGUAUAUACGUUUUAAUGUGCAUCGCUUCACAGACAAAAUAAUCAAAUCUGCUCGCCAUCAUGCCAUUAACCCCUUGAUUAUACAUACACAUCCUCAUCGUGCUGCCUCUACUUGUACCAAAUACAUUGAAUCCAAGCACACGAACAAAGCCCGAAAC